AUGUCCAAUCAGCCCGCAAAGAAAAAGACAAAAUCGUCGUCGGAAGUGGCCAAUGCAUUAGCCUCUUCAACGACGACAUCAACAGCACAGAAAAAACCAGGCACAUGGUGGUUCUGGUACUAUAAGGAUGCAUUAAAAACAAAUUCCGAAAUUCCUUCCUUUUCAGUGGAAGGAAGAAAAAGUUUAUUGAGUUAUAUUUUGGGUACCCGACGAGUAUUGAAACAUGAGGAUUUAAAAACGAGUACUAGUAGUAGCAUUGGUACCACACAAGUUCAAUGUUUGAUUUUCUUUCCGAAAGCAGAUCAUUCUACCGACCAAUUUGCUGCUGCGCUUGUUCAAUCUUUUAAAUCAUCAGUGGUUUUAUCAAAACAAAAGAAUAAUAUUCACAUAUUUAUUACUUGCCCGAGUUUAGAGAAUUUUGAUCAAAAUACAAAGAAUAUUCCAUCCGGGGUGAAUGUUUGGGCUGAUGUGAAUGGAGCAGUUGCUGAUAAAUUUGGAAUGAGACCUCUCAUUCAAGAUAUAAAUUUAAAUGAUUUAUUAGGAACUGAUGAAAAGAAAAAGAGCUCAUACAGCAAACAAACAGUCAUUGGAAUGUUUUUUGCAAUGAAUGGUAAAAUUGUGAAAUCUCCUGCAUUUCAACCCAAAUUACAAACAGUUACUUUGGAUACCAUGAAAAGUGUUUAUGAUUUCAUUGAAAAAUGUCAAGGUAAUAUUUCGAAAAUUACGGCACCAGAUUCCUAUGCCGCAGAUUUGACUGAGAAUGAUUUAAAGACGCUUCAUUCGGCUGCUUGGAAUGACUAUCAGAGAGAGUUAAAUCAAAUGAAUUUGGAUUUGGGAUUGGGAGGUUCUUCAACCAGAAAAAACAAGACGCCGUCAGCACCAAAGAAAACUGCAAGUACAAAAACAAGCAAGACAUCGACUGUUUCCACAAAAAAGAAAAAUAUUGCUGCUACUUCCACAAAACUCCCUCCACAAAGACUUUCCAAAUUGUAA
This is a messenger RNA of Naegleria fowleri, 993 nucleotides long. RefSeq lists its product as uncharacterized. The transcript has a single exon. Bases 1 to 993 code for a protein of 330 amino acids. NCBI's taxonomy places the organism in Eukaryota, Heterolobosea, Eutetramitea, Acrasida, Naegleriidae. The record is from RefSeq and is a predicted model, not a curated record.